AUGGCCUCCGAUCCAUCCUCUUCGCAGGUUACAUUCACAAUCGGCGAAAGGAUUCUAUGCUACCACGGCCCACUCAUCUACGAAGCCAAGAUUCUCAAGGCCUCGACAACGGAGCCAACGUUCACGGGGUUACACUAUUUCGUACAUUACAAAGGAUGGAAACAAACGUGGGACGAAUGGGUUCCUCUGAGUCGCGCCCUCAAAUAUACAGAAGAAAACCUCGCGAAGCAGAAAGCCUUACAAAAAACGAACACUCCUGCCAACCAAGCCGCUGCCAGCAAAGCAAAAAGUUCGCUCUAUCUUCACAUUAGUGCAGCCCGAGAUGGUGCAGGCACAACUGGGCCUUCAAGGACAGCUCGGAAAGAUGGCACGCGUGGGACAAAACGAGGUCGAGAUGAUGAUGAAAGCACGAGAAAACCCGAAAUGAAGCUGACUGUGCCGGAACUCCUCAAGGCUACACUUGUUGACGACUGGGAAGCAGUCACGAAGAACAACCAACUCGUCGACCUUCCGCGGAAACCUAACGUUGUGCAGAUACUAGCCCUGUUUGAGAAACAUGUCCUAGAGACCAGACCACCCGAGUUGAGGCAGCCGGAGGUCCUGAUACACACGAUCAUCUCUGGCCUCCAAGUCUACUUUGACCGCUCGUUGGGCUCACAACUGCUGUAUCGAUUUGAGAGACCGCAAUAUGCCGUGGUCAGGCAGACGUACGUUACUGGUGCUGAUGUCGAUGUCAGUAAGAUACCUGAGAUGAGCGCUAUUUACGGAGCGGAGCAUUUACUGAGGAUGCUUGUUUCGUUGCCACAAAUGGUCUCUGCGUCCCCUUUGGAUGCAGAGUCGGUGGGACUCAUACGAGAUUAUGUCAACGAAUUGCUGAACUUCUUGGCGGCCAACAAGUCAGAUCUGUUUCUGCUGGAAUAUCAGCCUGCAAGUUUGCAGUAUCAAAAUGUUUCCCGGUCAUGA
This is a messenger RNA of Desarmillaria tabescens, 963 nucleotides long. RefSeq names its product MRG-domain-containing protein. The coding region runs from base 1 to 963 and encodes 320 amino acids. Gene Ontology annotation, biological process: regulation of DNA-templated transcription; chromatin organization. The transcript is spliced from 8 exons. The record is from RefSeq and is a predicted model, not a curated record. Lineage: Eukaryota; Fungi; Basidiomycota; Agaricomycetes; Agaricales; Physalacriaceae. Gene Ontology annotation, cellular component: NuA4 histone acetyltransferase complex; nucleus; Rpd3S complex.